Molecule: messenger RNA, 693 nt
Organism: Trichoderma citrinoviride
Lineage: Eukaryota; Fungi; Ascomycota; Sordariomycetes; Hypocreales; Hypocreaceae
Exons: 2
Coding region: 1-693 (230 amino acids)
Source: RefSeq, a predicted model, not a curated record
AUGGCGGUUGACGGAGGGUCAUCGCCGGAGCAGUCCGCAAUCGACCUUCGAAAGGAGCGGCGUUCAUGGGCAGCUACGGCCUCAUAUCCAUCUCCACUGUUGCUAGAUGGCGGCGAGGGUGCUCGUCAUGGCGUACAUGCUGAACUCAGGCGGCUUAAUGGCUGGGCGGCAGAAGCUUCGAGGGCAGCUGAUAUUGCCAACAUGUAUCCGACGGGCAAGCAAAAGUCAAAGGCAGGCAGUCCCGCGGAUGUGCGGCCACCGGGCGAGGACAAGGUCAACAAGCCUCCCAGUAGCAAUGGCAGCCACAGCAGCAAAGCUUCCAGCAGCAGUGGCCGUAUCAGUGGCAUCAUCAGUGGCAGCCGCAGCAGCAAGCUUACCAGCAUCAGUGGCAGCCACAGCAAGAUUAUCCGCAGCAUUUACUACCACAGCAGCAAGGCCCCCAGCAUCAGUUGGAGCUUCCGCAGCCAGGCUCUCAGCGUCGAACACAGCGACAACCGCAAGGCUCCCAGCGUCGACGCCGGCGACAGCUCCAGGGGCAGCCGGGCACUCGCCAUGAAGAGCAUCUGCGACCGCCUUCUCAGGCUGGGGCGCAGCUUGCUGUGCAGACAUUGCCGUCUUCAAAAGAGUCUCGCCGACGGAGCCAGUCAUCUAGCACGCAGUCUACAGAAGGUGGGGUCCGUCCCGAUGUAUUAG